Molecule: messenger RNA, 2246 nt
Organism: Fusarium redolens
Lineage: Eukaryota; Fungi; Ascomycota; Sordariomycetes; Hypocreales; Nectriaceae
Exons: 6
Coding region: 309-2246 (645 amino acids)
Molecular function (GO): flavin adenine dinucleotide binding; oxidoreductase activity, acting on CH-OH group of donors
Source: RefSeq, a predicted model, not a curated record
CAAACAAGCUUAAAAGGUUGUACGAUAACUUUAUCGGAUUAAUUCUCAUUGGAUAGCACGAGUGUCAUCCCGAUGAUCGUCAUUUUGAGGCUGUGAUUCACUCAAUCUGCAGCCAUCAUCGCUAUGGUGAUGAUGAAUAUGCUGCGUUGACGGAAGCCAAGAUCCGCUUCGUCCGCAGGCUUUGACGUGAUGUUGAAGGAUCAUGAUUAAUAAAUGCAUGCUAUGCAAUAUGAGUAUAAAUACUUGAAGAUCCCAGAGCUUGAAGGCAUAUGCAAACCAGAAGACGAUAACAUUAAUAAACCGACACCAUGAAACUUAUAUCCUUGAGCCUUCUUGCUGGUCUGGCAGCCGCGAUCCCAACCAACCGUGCAGAUCAAUAUGAGUAUAUCGUCAUUGGAUCAGGGCCUGGUGGAGGAACUUUGGCUGCAAACCUCGCGCGUGCCGGCCACUCUGUCUUCUUGAUAGAGGCUGGUGGCGAUCAAGGCAACACGCCAUUACAGCGAAUCCCCGCCAUGGCGGAUCAAGUCGCUGAGCAUCCCAGCAUGUCCUGGUCCUUCUAUGUGAACCACUACCAAAACGAAACUCAAGCCCGAAGAGACUCCAAGUAUGCGUACAGAUUAUCCAACGGCACUUUGUGGUCUGGUAUUGAUCCUCCCGGGGAUGCCGAGCCACUCGGUGUACUAUACCCUCGAGGCGCGACGCUUGGUGGUUCUGCUCAGCUUAAUGCCAUGAACUUCGCCCUGCCACCUGACAACGAUUGGGAUGCUAUAGCUGAACUUACAGGCGACAAGUCGUGGAGAUCCGACAAGAUGAGGGAGCUGUUUAUCGAUAUUGAGAAUUGCACUUAUGCUCCCGAGGGGACUCCUGGACACGGCUUUGACGGGUUCAUCCAGAGCAACCGAAACAACAUCUCCUACAUCACCGAUCGUCAUGGCGUCGUACAAUCUUUGAAGCGUGCAUUCGAGCAAACCGAGGGCAUUCAAGUCGACGAUGCCGCUGAAGUUGGCAGGCUAAUGCAACGAGACAUCAACCGACUGGAUAAAGAUCGGUAUUCGCCUGGCAUCUACCAAAUUCCUCUUCACGUAGACAGCCUCCGACAACGAAACGGUGCGUGGCGAUAUCUACACGAGACAAUGAUUGCCAAGACAGCAAAUGGCUCUGCUCGGUAUCCUCUGACUGUCAGCACUCAUUCGCUUGCUACCCGCGUGCUGUUCAAAGAAGGUCAGAACGGGAAGCCACAGGCAUUUGGUGUAGAGUAUCUCAAGGGUGAAGGGCUUUACUCAGCUGACAAACGCUACGAUGAGUCUGACACUGGUCGCUUGAUCAACGUAACUGCAUCAAGAGAAGUGAUUGUGGCUGGUGGAGCGUUCAACACGCCCCAGAUACUCAAGCUCAGUGGUAUUGGUCCUCGCGAGGAACUGGAGAAGUUAGACAUUCCGGUUAUUGUGGAUCUCCCUGUAGUGGGCAAGUAUCUACAGGACAACUAUGAAGGUGGAGUAACCGUCGAAGCCUCUAUACCCUGGGAGAACAAUCCCUUUGAGAAUUGUCCCUUCACACUCGAAGCAAACGACACUUGUUACAAAGAAUGGAAUCAGUCUCAUACCGGAGCUUACGGCGAAGGCGCAGCACCGAUUUCACUUCUCUACAGAUCCAGCGUCAGCGAGACAAACGACACAGACUUGUACCUCUUCGGAGCCGCAGGAACCGUAUUUCGCGGAUAUUUCCCAGGCUACUCUGCAUGGCAAGCCCCUCCAACCUCAUGGUUCUGGUCCAUUGUCAAAAUGCAGCCAGGUAACCAGGCCGGAACUAUUACUCUCCGCUCUAAAGACCCACGAGAAGCACCUGAGAUAAACUUCAACUAUUUCACUGAGAAGGGAGACAGAGACCUUCAGGCUAUCCAAGAAGGAGUUGAGCAUACCAUGCGUAUCUUCAACGCUACUGGUGAACCUUAUGCUCCAUUCAAGGUCGUUGAGCCUCGGCCUUGCGUGAGUAUUCGACAAGGUAUCAUGGAUGAUGCUUUCAGUCAUCAUGCGACUUCUUCGUGUCGAAUGGGCCCUGCAGGUGAUAAGAACUACUGCGUUGAUUCGGAAUUCAAGGUCAAUGGGGUUGAUGGACUUCGAGUCGUGGAUGCCUCGAUCUUCCCACGUACACCGGGAGGAUUCCCUGCUGCGCCGACGUUUAUGAUAAGCCAGAAGGCCUCUGGGGCGAUUUUGAGAAGUAUCAGAGGAGAGUAUGAUGUUGAGUGA